This is a messenger RNA of Fomitopsis serialis, 258 nucleotides long. RefSeq lists its product as uncharacterized. Lineage: Eukaryota; Fungi; Basidiomycota; Agaricomycetes; Polyporales; Fomitopsidaceae. The transcript has a single exon. The annotation marks the transcript as partial. The record is from RefSeq and is a predicted model, not a curated record.
UGCGGUAUCCCCCUUGAUGAGACCGGCGUUGGUGGAAUCAGGCGACAUCUCACGGAGUACCAUGCGGACGUGUCUCAGUGUAAUGGCAACAGUGACCUCAUUCGGUGCGGCUGGAAUAACGGCACAGGCGAGUGUGGCCAGGCCGUAGACGCCGUCCACUAUGCGCGGCAUAUUUCAACAGUUCACCUGCACCUCGGUGCAUGUAUUUGCGAGUACUGUGGAGUGGUUUUCAGCAGGCUGGAAUCCUUGAAGCGCCAC